Stegodyphus dumicola is the source of this 978-nucleotide messenger RNA. RefSeq lists its product as uncharacterized. Lineage: Eukaryota; Metazoa; Arthropoda; Arachnida; Araneae; Eresidae. The record is from RefSeq and is a predicted model, not a curated record.
AUGCCGAUCUGCAGCAAUCAUGAUACAGAUGGAGAACAAAAUAAUGCGAAACCUGUGAAAACGUAUGACGUAUUUUACACCUACAGAAGUCUACCACCUAAUGAGCGUGAAGAGGAAGAUUUCAAAAAGAAUAAGCUGUUCUCAGCAUCUGAAGCCAUGACGAUCCAUCUUCAAAAGGAAUCAUCGCCUGGAAACGCCGACGUCUCAUGUCAUUCAGAAAGCUGCCUAAAUCCUCCUAGGGUCGGAGAGAAACACCAGACUACCGGCAUAAAAUAUCCAUUAUUAUUGCUCAUCCGUCAUCUUGCAAAUUUUUCAUUGAUGUUACAGAUUAUGGAGCGUCUUUACAGCGAUACGAAGCAUUUCAUACCUUUCCUGUAUUUAUCAUCGAUUAUUUUUUCAUUCAUGAGCGACGGAUACAAUAUUUAUAAUAAGUAUCAAAAUUUAUAUUUACUUAAUAUUAUAUCUUUUAUGGAAUCUACCUUUAAAGCACUUCUUGCUGAAGCUUUGGCUUACGUAGCUUGGAAAAUCUUAUUCUACACAGGAGAAAUCGACUGUGAGCGCAAAUUGAAGUCUUUCUUCCAGUUAUUAAGCAUUCAUGUAGUCUCCAUAUAUAUCGUUUAUAUUUGCACAAGUCGUAUCAAGUCUAAAGUUCGAUCCAUUGUAACAGCCAUGGAGGCAUUAGCAGUUUUUCUGUUGAUGAAAAUAUUAAUGGAUUACAUAGCUUUUGGUAUGCAUAAUCUGAAGCCAAUUAUCAUUUCCAUUCUGAAUAAAGUCCUUGAAGAGAGAUGGUUAACCGGUGCAAUGCCUAACAUAGAAGCUGAUGAGAAACUUGAUCAACAUCCAACCGCAAGCUCUUCCUUGAUGCGAAAAAAUAAUAUACGUUUAGAAGAGUCCGAUGUACCUGCUAGAAAACAGCUUGAUAUUCUCAGCAAUGUGGACUUUUCUUCUCGGCAAGAAUCCUGCAAAACAUCUAAUCUG